Messenger RNA from Raphanus sativus (radish), 2903 nucleotides. Its product is annotated as lysine-specific demethylase JMJ26. The record is from RefSeq and is a predicted model, not a curated record. Lineage: Eukaryota; Viridiplantae; Streptophyta; Magnoliopsida; Brassicales; Brassicaceae. Gene Ontology annotation, molecular function: histone H3K9 demethylase activity; chromatin DNA binding; transcription coregulator activity. The transcript has 11 exons. Bases 187 to 2733 code for a protein of 848 amino acids. Gene Ontology annotation, biological process: regulation of transcription by RNA polymerase II. Gene Ontology annotation, cellular component: chromatin; histone deacetylase complex.
AAGAUUGAUUGAUUCUGUAACCUUCCUUACCAUUAAAACUCUUUCUUCUUUGAAUGGAAAAAAAUCUUUUUUUUUAUAUUGGUUCUUCAUCAAUGUUUCGUUGAAAUCAUGUCUGUUAAAUUGUGUAGCUGAGUCCAGGGUCCUUUGAGCUGUUUUUCUAAUAUCAGAAAAGGCAGGUGGAGUUUGAUGAAAAUGGAAGCUGUUGUUGCUGAUCAUAAACGCAAUGGUCGAAUGGAGACUAAACCGGAGAAGGAGAAACCGGUUAAGCCAACAAGUCCGAGCAGUGGUUCAGACGUAGAAGAAGAAGAAGAAGAAGAGAGGAGCGUGGGAUCUCUUAAGCGAGUGUCUAACAAGAAACGGAAACGGUCUAUUGCUGAUGAAGGUAGAGCGGCUAAGACCAAACCUUCUAGAGAGAAGAGAGAUACAAAGAAACGCAAAGAAAAAGGAAAUGGUGAUGAUGAGGAGAAGAAACCGAAGCAGAGAAGCUCUGUGAAAAGAAGAGCUAAAACGAAGAAAGAAGACAAGGAACGUGAACAAGAACUGAAACUAGUUCCUUUCAUCGAGCCAACGGGUUCAUGUUCACAUUCUGAGUCAGAUUCUCAUGUGAAAAACGAUAAAUUCAAUGACUGUAGAAGCAUGACAAGGAGUUUAAGGGCGGAUUUGGGAGAGCUAGCGAUAUGCCAUCAAUGCUUUAAAGGAGAAAAAAGAUUUCUUUUCAUCUGCAUUUUCUGCGAAGAGAAAAUUUAUUGUUUCCCAUGUAUCAAGAAAUGGUAUCCUCACUUGUCACAUGAUGAUGUCAUAGAGAAAUGUCCUUUUUGCCGUGGAACUUGCAACUGUGACGUAUGUUUGCAGUCAAGUGGUUUAAUCGAGACAUCAAAGAGGAAGCUCGGUGACCACGAAAGAUUUCAUCAUCUCCAGUACUUGAUUGGAUCAAUGCUUCCUUUCCUGAAAAAUCUAUGCAAAGCGCAAGAAGAAGAGAUUGAAACCGAGGCAAAGAUUCAAGGGUUAAUGACUUCCCAAGUUUAUGUAUCCGAGACUCUAUGCUCGAAUGAAGAGAGAGUCUUUUGUAACCACUGUGCAACCUCAAUCGUUGACUUGCAUCGAAGCUGUCCAAAAUGCUCUUACGAACUCUGUCUCAGCUGUUGCCAAGAGAUCCGUGGAGGUUUGUUUUCAGAACGUCCGGAAAUGAAACUAGAUUUUGUUUAUAGAGGCAGCAGAUAUAUACAUGGAGAAGAUGCAGAACCUAGCUCUUCCUCUGUUCUUGAAGACGAAGCUGAUGAUAAACCGUCCAUCAAGUGGACUGCUGAUGAAAAUGGAAGCAUAGCGUGUGCUUCAAAAGAGCUUGGCGGUUGCGGUGACUGUGUUCUGGAGCUGAAACGUAUCCUACCGUUGACUUGGAUGUCAGAUUUGGAGAAAAGGGCAGAGACGUUCUUAACAUCAUGUACCAUCAAUUCUCUGACAGUCUCAAACUGCAGAUGUUCUUCUGAUCUGGAGAUGAAUACGAUGAGGAAAGCAGCUUCCAGGAACGACGGCUCCAACGACAACAACCUCUACUGUCCUGAUUCUUUCGACGUCCUUAACCAAGAGGAGCUUCUCCAUUUCCAAGACCACUGGCGCAAAGGCGAGCCGGUGAUCGUCAGAAACGCUCUAAGCAACACAGCGGGUUUGAGCUGGGAGCCAAAGGUGAUGUGGAGAGCUUUAUGCGAGGACGACGAUGCCAAGACGUCUGACGUCAAAGCUAUCGACUCUUUAGCCAACUGCGAGGUGAAGAUCAAGACUCGAGACUUCUUCCAAGGAUACAUCAAAGGGAGAUCGUACGGCAACCUGUGGCCCGAGAUGCUGAAGCUGAAAGACUGGCCUCCUUCGGACAAGUUCGACAACCUUUUGCCACGUCACUGCGACGAGUUCAUCUCUGCGUUGCCUUUCCAAGAGUACAGUGAUCCUAGAUCAGGAGUUCUCAACAUCGCCACUAAGCUUCCCGAAGGUGUUCUUAAACCUGAUCUUGGUCCUAAGACUUACAUUGCGUAUGGGAAUGGAGAUGAGCUUGGAAGAGGCGAUUCGGUCACUAAGCUUCAUUGUGAUAUGUCAGAUGCGGUUAAUAUUCUGAUGCAUACGGCUGAAGUAACACUAACCGAGGAUCAGCUCUCUGCGAUAGAAGCUCUGAAGAAGAAACACAAGCAACAAGAUGAAAAGGAGCUUCAAGAUCAUAAUGAUGUAGGCAGAGGAGAGAUUGUUGAUGAUGAGAAUGGGUUUCUUCAUGAUGAAACAGGGAGUGCGCUUUGGGACAUAUUUAGAAGAGAAGAUGUUCCAAAGCUUGAAGAGUAUUUAAGAAAGCAUUGCAGAGAGUUCAGGCAUACUUAUUGUUCUCCUGUGACUAAGGUUUAUCAUCCGAUUCAUGACCAAACGUUAUUCUUAACCGUGGAGCAUAAGAGAAAACUCAAGGCCGAGUUUGGGAUUGAGCCAUGGACAUUUAUGCAAAAGCUAGGAGAAGCUGUGUUUAUUCCUGCUGGUUGUCCCCAUCAAGUUCGGAAUCUCAAGUCUUGCACAAAGGUAGCUGUUGAUUUUGUAUCACCAGAGAACAUUCAUGAGUGUCUACGUUUGACUGAAGAGUUUAGACAACUCCCUAAGAACCAUAAAGCCAGAGAAGAUAAACUUGAGAUAAAGAAGAUGGUGAUCUACGCCGUGGAACAAUCCUUGAAGGAAGUGGAGAUGUUAUUGCCAGAUCUAAGCUAAAGCUAAAAGAAACUUAAUCUUUUGUUGUGACAUUGUCCUAAAACUCGGAAUAUCAGGUCUUGUAGAUUGUACAGCCUUGCAUGGCCUCCUUUUUUGGGUGUAACUUUUUGGAACAUGGAAGCCAUUCUUUUUCGGUAUAUGAAAAUGAAAAGUUACUAAUGUGCUUUGCA